CCCGGGCGGGCCGGGUUGUUUGUGACGGCGUCAGCGGCGGCCGCGGCCCCUCGUCCGUGCCGGGCCCCGCGGGGGCCGCGCUCAGUGUGUUUUGAAAAUGUCUGAAAAUUCCAGUGACAGUGAUUCCUCCUGCGGCUGGACUGUCAUCAAUCAUGAGGGUUCUGACAUAGAGACAGUGACUUCAGAAAAUGGAAGCACAAAUGAUAAUCAUGAGUUUGUUUCAGAAGAAUAUGUUUCUUUGCAAGAAGAGGAGCAAGCAGUUGAUUUGCAAGCUCAGUGCAGCAAUGAUGAAGAGAUACCAGUGGUAGAUAACACUGUGUCUGGAUUUGAGGAAACUCAGACAGUUCCAGAGGAAAAGAAACAAAAAAUUCCUGACGAUGGGUCCUGCGUUGGAACUAUUAGCGAUGAUUCUGACAUUGUUACACUUGAAGCUCCAAAGCCAGAAGAAACUCAGAGUCAGGAGGAAGCUCCAGCAGAUGGUGAAGAAGCUCAGAGUUCAGAGGAUUUUAACAUGGGUUCCUCGUCUAGCAGUCAAUAUGCAUUUUCCCAUGUAGAAACUGUCAGUUGGCUGGAGAAGCUGAGGAAGAUUCCUGAUUGUGUAAGGGGAUGGGGAAAUGAGGUGAAAGAGCAUGUGUCUCGCAGUCUUCCUUUCCAAGUUUUUCCAUCUCAGGCCAGCAGUGAGGAAUCCAGUAGUGACGAGACCAGCAGCCAGUCCAGCCCGGCCGUGCGGAAGCGCCGCCCUCGGAAGAGGUUGGUGUCCAGCUCCGAGGCCGAGGGCGCGUCCCCGGCUGAGCCGGAGGCUGAGCCCCCCAGGGAGGAGCAGCACCAGCGCCAGUUCAGCAGUGGCCUUAACAGAUGCAUCGUCCUGGCCUUGGUGAUUGCAAUCAGCAUGGGCUUUGGGCACUUCUAUGGUAAACCUGAAGGUACAGUUCAGAUCCAGAAACGGCAGCAGCUGGUGACAAAGACACGUGAAUUCAAAGAUAUGAAAGAUGACCUUUACCAGUGCCAACAAGAGCAAGGAGAUCAAGUGCACCACAAAGUGGGGUCACUCAAGGGAGAUCUUGCCACAUGUUUGACCUUUAAUGAGGUGGAGAAGAAAUCCUUCGAUUCUCAAAAAAAAAGCCUUGCUGCAGAAAAUCAGCACUUAAGAGAAUCUCUAGAGAAGGAAGAAAAAGCUUUGGCCUCACUUCAGGAAGAAUUAAGGAAGCUAAGACAACAAAUUAGAAACUUAGAAGAUAAAGGCACUAGCACUGAAUCUAUUGUAAUGGAAAAUCAGAAACUAAGGGAACAUUUGGAAGAGGAAAAGCAAAGAAACAACAAUUUUCUCAGGCAAAAGGAAACUCUCUUUGCAGAGGCACAGAUGUUAAGGCGAGAACUGGACAAAGAACGUCAUGUUACAGAAGCUCUGAAAAAAGAACUGGAACAGUUAAGUUCUCGUCAAACACCUGACAGUGCUAAUGAUGAUGAUGAUGAUGAUACAUUAAGAGAAAAUCAGGAAAUAGAAACUCUACGAGGAAGACUAAUAGAACUAGAGAAAAAGCUGAACUUCGAGCAACAACGCUCUGAUUUAUGGGAGAAGCUAUAUGUUGAAGCAAAAGACCAAACUGAAAAACAAGAAAUUUUUAAUGAAAAUGGACAAAAGAAAGGUGCUAAAGGGCAAAGUAAGACUAGAAAGAAAUCAAAGGAAUCAUUUUUUGGUUCAGUUAAAGAAACUUUUGAUGCUAUGAAAAAUUCCACGAAAGAGUUUGUAAGACACCAUAAAGAAAAGAUUAAGCAGGCUAAAGAAGCAGUGAAAGAAAACUUGAAAAAAUUCACUGAUUCUGUAAAGUCUACAUUCAGACACUUCAAAGACAGCACAAAAAACAUCUUUGAUGAAAAGAAGACAUCAAAUGAUAAAAGAUACGAGGCACACAAGAAAGCUCGAACUUUUUACCGAGACCAUAACUCCUACGAGAAUCAGAAGCACACACAUUACAGGGGACCCAACAUGCCAAAAGAUUUCAAAAGUGGAAGAAAACAUCAUUUUACAACAUUUGAAAAAGAUGCAGAUUCUCAGAAAUGUCUCAGUGAUGACUUGUGUAAUAGAAAACACCACUUUGUCCCGAAGGGCUGCUCUGGUAUUUUUGAAUGUGCUCAUCAGGAAUUCAUUAGUCUCUUUAACAGAGUAUCGGAUCCUAUCAGGGUGGAUGAAUUUAACCGGCUAAUGAAGAAGUAUUUGCAACAAGUUGUGCAUAACUUUCAUCACUGGAGAGAACUAGAAAAUUUCAUCAAUAAGUUUUUUCAUAAUGGGUUAUUUAUACAUGACCAGAUGCUGUUCACUGAUUUUGUCAAUGAUGUCAAGGAUUACCUGGAAGAUAUGAAGGAAUACCAGAGUAAUAAUGAGAAGGUUUUUGAGGAUUUGGACAAAUACGUCUACAGAUACUACUUUCACUAUGAUAAUUCACCCCAGUAUGGACCCAGUCGACCUAAAAGACCUUCUUUUACACAAACUGAAAAUUCCAGACAUGAAAAACAGGCUCAGAAGUACCAUCACCGUAAUAAAAGAGAAGGUAAAUGGCAUAAACAUGGUCGCACUAAUGGAAGACACAUGGCAAACCUUGAAAUAGAAUUGGGGCAACUACCCUUUGAUCCAAAAUAUUGAGUAAUUUAUUGUAAAAAUAAGAUUAGAAUUCACAUCCUCUCUGGAAACUAAUCGUUUUUCAACAAAGCAGCAAGAUGCAAGGUUUUUUUUCUGAAUAAUUUGAUUUUUACACAUUUUUGUUAACAGGCAGAAGUCAAGCUUUCUAAUUUGCAUAUUCUGUACCGUUGCUUUAACUGUUCUUUGGAAGUGAUGAUAGUUUGGGUGCCAGCAGUAUUGUUGCAGAAACUAGGCAUGCAAUGACUUGUGUAUGAAAAAUAUGCUUAAUUGCAUUCCAGUAGCGUAGUUGAAGCUUGAACCAUGCAUAAUGUACCAACUAUUAACUCCAAUGUUUGAUAUACUAACUUCAUCUCAUCCUUCAGAAAAUAAGUCUACAUUGUGGUAAUGUAUUUGUUAGUGUUUGUAACCUUAUAUUUGCUUCCUGUCUUCGGGGGGUGGUUCCAGAGCCUAUUGAAUUGUGAAGAAUUUGCUGUGCUGCAUUCUAAUCAGCUUGCUGAUUUAAACACUUGAAAUGUCUUGCAUAUCUGCAUAUUGUAGAAGAAAAAUAAAGAGACAUUGUGGGUAAAAGUCUUUAUUUAUAAAACAAACUUAGCAUAGCUGUACAGUUC
Messenger RNA from Lepidothrix coronata (blue-crowned manakin), 3246 nucleotides. It is a transcript of the gene CCPG1, whose product is annotated as cell cycle progression 1. NCBI's taxonomy places the organism in Eukaryota, Metazoa, Chordata, Aves, Passeriformes, Pipridae. The transcript has 11 exons. Bases 98 to 2641 code for a protein of 847 amino acids. Gene Ontology annotation, cellular component: membrane. The record is from RefSeq and is a predicted model, not a curated record.